CCCCACCAGCCAUCUCGACGGAGCCGGGCCCACAUGUCAGUGGGACACCCCCUAAUAUGAAGGAAUGGUCAAAAAAAUGCAGACGUGUAUCCAAAUAAAAACAGCCACUAUGCUACAAAGGCUACAGCUUUGCAAUUCUGAACAAACCAAACCAAACCAAAACAAAACAAAAUCUGCCGCCCUCGAAUUCUCGAUCGCCGUACUAGUAUAAGAAUCCCCCCAUCCUCGAUCGAUCGAUCCAUCACCACGAAGAUUACGGAAGAUCAUUCUUUUCUUGCGAGAAAAAUCUGUUCUUGGGAGAGAAGAUUUGAUCUUUGAUGAUGAUGGGGUACUUCCGGGCGCCGAGGAGGAAGGCGGCGGCGGCGGCGGAGGGGGAGAGCGUGCGGGCGGCGCUGCUCGUCGGCGGCGGCGGCGAGGAGGCGGCGGUGCCGAAGGGGUACUUCGCGGUGUACGUGGGCGCGGAGGCGAGGCGGUUCGUGGUGCCGACGAGCUACCUCCGGCAGCCGGCGUUCCGGGGCCUCAUGGAGCUCGCCGCCGACGAGUUCGGCUUCGCCCAGGAGGGCGGCCUCCGCCUCCCCUGCCGCGAGGAGGACUUCCAGGCCACCGUCGCCGCGCUCGACGCGCGCCGCCGCCCGGCGAGCGGCGGCGCGAUCAUGAGCACCAUGGUCAAGGCCAGGUCGUUGUAGCCACUAGCCCGCCAUAGGAGAGAAAAUUUCCAGAGGAAGAAUUCUUUGGUUGAUUCGAUGUGGCUCGAUGUACACAACACAAGCAUGGUGAUCUGAUCUGAUCUGAUCGAUCGAAAUCGCCAUUGUUCAUGUACUUUGAUGAUGCGUGUGAUGGAGCGGUAGAUAGAGUGGUAGAAACUAGAAACGAUGAAAAAUUACUGUUGAUUCUGCAAAAGACUCUGAAACUGACAUGAAAGGUGGAAAAAAAAAAGAGUUGCAUCCUGAUCUUAUAUAUAUCCUCUCUCUGGUUAAUCAGAAGCUUUAAUUUGAUCAUAAA
This is a messenger RNA of Oryza sativa Japonica Group (Japanese rice), 1002 nucleotides long. Its product is annotated as auxin-induced protein 15A. Lineage: Eukaryota; Viridiplantae; Streptophyta; Magnoliopsida; Poales; Poaceae. Gene Ontology annotation, biological process: response to auxin. The record is from RefSeq and is a predicted model, not a curated record.